AUGACGGAGUGGGAAACAGAUGAUGAGUACACGACAAAGGGGCAUGGAGUUUCUACGUUAUCAACUACCCCAAAGGAAUCUUUCUCUCGAACGCCUUCGGCAAAGUCAAAACGAUCAUCUCGGCGAUCCAUGACCCCUCCGGCAAGGGGCCCAUCACCGAGCAAAAUGGCUACCGACCGUACGGAGAAGAGAUCGUCUCGAGACGUGACAAAUGAUGAGACGAUUAGCAUUCUUGACCCUCGCAGAUUCACUCCAACAUUGCACGCCAAUCUUGUCUCCGAGAUUCUCGCAUUGAGAAGGGAUCAAGAUGAGAAGACGAAGCAGAUAGAGAACCUGGAGAAUGCCUUGCAUUCGGUCAAGGAAGAGCAUGAACAACUGCAGGAGAGUCUCACAGUCACGUCCAAGGAGAGUCGUUCUCUUAAACGACAACUAUCGCUGCUUGAAGGUGGAACCUCGUCUGCAUUGGGCGAACUGGCCAGGGAGAGAGACGAGGCAGUUGACUCUAUUUCUGAUGCGAAAAAGAGGCUUGACUUGGUGCAAAAGAAGCUGCGUAGCCAGGAAGAUGACUCUCAGAGAGUUCACGACUUAUGGGCACAGGAGAAGGAUAACUGGGAAGAUGAACGCCGCAGAUAUGAACGAAAGCUGCAUAUUGCUGAGAGCCGUCUGAAGUUGGUUCUCGAUGAAGUCGCCGUCUAUCAAGCCAACCAUAUGAACGGAAACCAAAAUGGCACCGUCCAUGAUCACGAGAGCGAAACGGAAGAGAGUGGCAAAGAUAACGAUGCUGGCAGUGUCAGAACCAUGAGUAUGACUAACAGCAUUCGACAUUCCCUAUUGAGUGGCCCGGUUUUGCAUCCUGGCAACUCUUUGGCUGACGAACUCAACUUUGAUGACGAUGAUCAGACAGAUGCCGAUGGCCGUGAAAGUGUUUUGUCGAUACGGACAAGCCCGAAGCAUACGCGAACCUUCAGCCGCGACAGUGUGGCUAGUAGGUUGCACCGCAGAAACCAUAGCAUUGAAAGCCUGAAGCGACCGGGCAGUGUGGCGCGAGGCAAACUCUUCAUGAAUCCAUCUGUUCUUGAAGCAUUAGAAGGCGAAGAUGAAGAAAAUGAACCACAAGUGCAAGAGACGGGACUGUUGAAGGCAUCCUAUACGGAUACUGGAAUUCAAUAUUCACCACCGCCUUCACCAGAUAUCCCUCGAUUCAAAUCACCAACUCCAGACAUGGCUUCCCAGCGUGUGAAGACACCAGAGUGUGGUAGUCCUGCACGAGCGGAUACUGAAAUUGAGGCAAAUCAACGCAAAAAACGAGUGCACAUUACACGGCCGUUGGUUAUCGAACCACCAAAGCCUGACAAUAAGAUGGUUUCUGCGGCAGCUCAGACCGUGGAGAUGCCGCUCAGCCCACCCAAAACGCCCCAGACACCAUUUAUUGAGUUGCAAGUCCCCGAGCCUACGCCGGUCUUGAUGGUUACAUCUUCAACCCAAACCGAUGGACCACUUUCCGCUGCUCAUGAUGCAGCCCUGUCACAAUCCCGACUGGCUCCGUCUCCCCCGCCGUUGGAGAUUCCUACUAUCAACAUCCAGCCGCCGACGAGCCGUCCUGCGACGCCGCGGGAGCCUCGCCUGCCGCAGCACUUCAAACACUUCGGCUGCCAGGUGAAUAUUUCCUCACCCAUGUCGACCAGCGAUGCCUCGGUACAGACCGAGGGUAUCCAAGUUGACAAGAGGUUGGCUUUAUUACCAGCGCAUCUCCAACCCUCUGCCAUCACGUCCAGACCAACCUCGCCAAAUGUAUCAAAGCCUGGGGCAGACAAUGAUUUCACACCAGUCCCACCCCGUAAUCCAAGGCGACUGACAAACAGCCAUGACGGCCCUGAACUUCCGUCAUCUCCCAUUACAUCCCCAGGAGACGAUGAGGACCUACAGGAUAGUUACUUGAGCUUGAUUGACGACCACCCUUUGUCUGGCCAAAAGGGAGCCCCUAAGCGAAGCAACCGCAUCAGCAGCAUUUUUGCCGGGUUUGACACCGCUAGCUCUGAUGAAGGUGACGAAUUUGGAGAUGUGGAUGUGAGUGAUUCGGAAUACCGAACGGCUUUAUCUGCACCUAAGCCACAGUCUACGUCAACCAAGACGGCGAAACGCGGAUCUUUUGGGACUGUCACAACGUCUCCGGAACAGCAACGGUCGAAGCCACUGACCAAGAGCUCAAUCAAACCUAUUGGAACUGAGCUGUAUAGCUCGUUUAGUCUUGCAGACAAAGAGAACAUGCCAAAGGGCCAUAUUAGAAAGCCGAGCCGGACGUAUGAGAAGGCGCCUCCCCCAGCACCGUCGUCAAACUCUUCCAACCGGACCAGCGCGAUGCGAAAAGCUGCCAUCAUUCAGAGUGGCAUGGUUACUCAACAAAGCCGCUCCAGGAGCCCUAGCCUUCCGGACGGCAAAUACCCCCCGUUCCCAAUCCCUAAUCGCGCAAGCUCGCGACGGUCUCAACUUGGUCUCUACACGCCCAGUGAUGGGCGCGAAAGUCCUACCAGAGGAGAAAUGUGGCACCGUCGAGGCAGUAGUAGCCGGUCAUCAUACCAGUCCCACAGCAUCCGCAAGGUUCGUUCUGCUGCUGCGUUGCCGAGGGCUCAUCGGUAUCGCAGACAUGGAAGCAGGUCUCCGCCUCCCUUGUCGCCGUCCACCGAAGCACCGGAGAGCCCAGGAUUACCCCCUCUGCCUCGGAACGAUAUCACUACACCUCGCAAUGGACGUGAGAGGGCCCCCCCAAGCUACCGAAGGCACCGACAUGAGCUAUCGACGACGACGGAUAACACGAACAACACUGUGCCAACGACGGAUACAAACGCGUCUCACACGACAGGUGUUGUGGACGCCAUUGCUCAAACCAUGGUGGGCGAAUGGAUGCUGAAAUAUGUUCGACGACGCAAGUCUUUCAGUGUUACUGAAAAUAGUGGCAAGGACGACAGCAGCAACGACCGACACAAGAGAUGGGUGUGGCUUGCGCCUUAUGAACGGUCCAUCUUGUGGAGCAGCAAGCAACCAUCAUCAGGCAGCGCAUUGUUGGGCAAAACUGGCCGAAAAUUGACAAUCCAGUCAGUCCUGGACGUCAAGGACGAUAACCCUGCUCCAAAGGUGAUGCCGACUAUUUUCAAUCGAUCAAUUCUAAUCUUAACACCCCAGAGAGCACUGAAAUUCACGGCAUCAUCAGCCGAGAGACACUAUCUCUGGCUCACAGCGUUGUCAUUCCUGGCGCAUUCCUCUCAAGCGGUGCCGGAAAUCAUCUCUGCUCCGCACCCAAAUGUAAAACCGCAGCCACAACAGCAGCAGCAGCAGCAGCCGCAGCCGCAGCAGCAACAACUACAACAUCAACCACAACUCCAGCAACACCAGCCACUUCCUGACUUUGAAGUACCACAAUCCAGGCUAAAGCGAGGCGGAAUCCGAGACUCCAUCAGACUCGCAAAGGGGAAAACAGCAGCUGCCAGAAUGGGCGUUCCUAGUGUGCCGAGUAUUCCUAGUAUCCCUUCAUCUAGAAUGAGCGAGGCCACUGGGUUCCGUGUUCCUGAUUCUUCCUCGGCACUGUCUGGUGGCCACAGUCGUGAGCAGUCCAGAGAGGCAGCGGAACCGCCAUUCAUUCCUCGCUUUUCGGAGAGAAGUGCACAUGCCGCGGCGGGCCAUGGCCGCAAGCGAAGUAACACGGGGGGCCAUGUGGCUCCUCCGCUGUCGUUUAGAGGGUUUUCAGGACCAGCAGGAACAGGCAACGCACCGCACUACUCGGGUCACAGCACGGCGAAUGGCAGUCUCGACACGAGCAUGUCGUCCGAGGUGUACCAAAGCCAGGGUUCCACCAACACGACGUGGAAUAUGAGCCAGACGGCGUCACAGCGCACGUCUGAAGCAUCUUCGCGGCCCAGUAACUUUUUCGAUGCCAUUGGAACUGUUCGAAUGGAAGCGUUCAUUAGUCCACUCGCCUACUCUCAGUAUAAUGAAUACCCGGAUGACCGAAGUGAGGACUUUCACAGAGUCGCAAGGAGGAGGAGCAAGGAGAUUCGCAGAAGGAACAGUCGCAGCCGCCACCGAGACAGCUACGGAUACCGGGCAGGACGAAGCGAAGAUUCCUACGGAAGAGGACGAUACCAAGCUGAGGAGGAUUACUUCCUUCGCGACGACCCUUUCAAGGGGUUUUAA
Messenger RNA from Pochonia chlamydosporia 170, 4188 nucleotides. Its product is annotated as nuclear migration protein. Gene Ontology annotation, cellular component: mitochondrion; cell cortex. The coding region runs from base 1 to 4188 and encodes 1395 amino acids. Gene Ontology annotation, molecular function: tubulin binding; phospholipid binding. Gene Ontology annotation, biological process: establishment of mitochondrion localization; microtubule cytoskeleton organization; maintenance of protein location in cell cortex. Lineage: Eukaryota; Fungi; Ascomycota; Sordariomycetes; Hypocreales; Clavicipitaceae. The record is from RefSeq and is a predicted model, not a curated record. The transcript is spliced from 2 exons.